CAAUCAAGAUGGCGUUAUGCAGGAAGAUGGGACGUUACUGGAAAAUUCACUAUGCGUUUGCCGUAUUUGUUUUUAUACAACUAUUUCCUCUCUUUACUUCGACUCCAAUAACAGCGAAUGGUGCUGGUGGUAAUGAAACGGAGACAAAUCCCAUUAAUGGAAACGAUACCACAGCAGUCUCUGAGCCGAUAACAUCAGUUGCAAAUCAGGAAAAGAACAAUUCCGUACCUGUCAAAACUGAUACUUCCCCGAUCGCACCAACCAGCAAAGAUUCUCCUGCCCCAUCCCAUGUCCUUCAUCUUCCCCCUUCAAACAAAACGGGCGAACCUUUAACCAAUUCUAAUUCAAGUUCUGCCUCCAGUGGUUCCUCAGUCGACAUAACUACUCAACCCACCACCUCCAGUGCUAACCCAACGGUCAAAGCAACAGAAAUGGUCAUGCCUGCGGAGAAGCCACCUCCCACCACCACCUCCAAGCCUUUGGAUAUACAUACAGAGGAGCCGAAGGUUAAACCAGGGCCUGCCAGUAACUUCAAUGACUCCCCGGAGACCCAUGCAAACAUCUAUGAAGGUGACAACGGGUUGGAUGAUGAUGGUGAUGAUGACGACUUGUAUGGCAUAGAUUCUGACAAGAUCCCUGAGGGGGAUGGCGAUGCCAUUUUAGAUGCCGACAGUAGGAUGCUAAGCAACACUAGGAAAACUGAUGUUCGUUUGGACACCAACAUCUAUGCCACCCAGGACGAGGACUCCCACUUCUUCUUCCAUCUGAUUAUCCUGGCAUUCCUGGUGGCUAUUGUAUACAUCACCUACCACAACAAGAGGAAGAUAUUCCUCCUGGCCCAGAGUCGGCGCUGGAGGGACGGCCUGUGCUCUCGCAACAAUGUGGAAUACCACCGGCUUGACCAGAAUGUCAACGAAGCCAUGCCUUCCCUCAAGAUGACCCAAGAUUACAUCUUCUGAUCUGAGGAGACUGAAACGACUGAAUUGAACAAUCUUGCUCUUUGUUGAUGAUAUUUUUUAAAUGCUUAAUUGUCCACAAGCUUGCCCCACUUCCUGUUGCUUAAAGACAAAUAUGGACAGGUGUCAGUUUGAUGAUACUACAACUGUUAUUGAUACUGUUUGUCCACAUGUAAUGAAAAUUAUUUUCUUUAUUCUGUUAACUGUAGUCUGGCUUUGAGAUUAUAUAUUAUAUUUUAGUAUUAGGUUUCUUUGGGUGAGAAUACACUGGUCUUUUUUGAAAAACGUUCCUUAAAUUUCUCUCAAUCACAUUGUUCUGCACACACUUCUAUUUGUUGUGCUGUUUGAUGAUUACACAAUCUGAAAAUAGAAAUGUGCAUAUUGUCUGUCAAUAUCAGGAUAAAUAUGUCCUGUGGUACUGUUUUUAACUUCUGAGUCACUAAUCUGCCCUGCAAGGAAUGGAGACUUCAGGCUUGCAAUGGAUACAAACUCCCACGACCAGCCACGUUGCAUAUGCAAGUGUGGCAAUGUAAAUGAACAUGUUAUUUGAUAUUUUACAUUUAAAAAAACUUUAUCCACC
Molecule: messenger RNA, 1536 nt
Organism: Esox lucius (northern pike)
Lineage: Eukaryota; Metazoa; Chordata; Actinopteri; Esociformes; Esocidae
Gene: c7h5orf15
Product: chromosome 7 C5orf15 homolog
Source: RefSeq, marked provisional